UCACUCCCCACAAGCGCCCCCCACAUUGUCCCAGCUCGCAUGGGGGCCUCAUGCGUGUCCAGCUCAAGCCCCGUUAAAAAAACCUAAGCAAUAAGCACACAGAUUAAACUAAACCAGUCUCGCAGGGCAGGGCAUGAGUGGGAAGAGAAACGGAGGAGAAGAGUGCUGCUCAAUCCAGCCUCCACGCAGCGGCGAGGGAGAUCUUUGAAAUCUCCUCCCCAAAUCUCCCGCAUUGCUCGAAACCCGCGGCUUCGCUGCCCCGCCCGCCCGAUUCCGGUGCAGAUAUCCGUCGCCUCUGAUCCGGAUUGGCCUGGCUGCGGCUUUGCUCCGUUGAGCCCUUGGCAGCACGUCGCUGAUCCACCAACCGCGUCCUGCCGGAGAGAAUGCCGGUAUCCUACUUCCCUUGAGGGGAAAGCCUGGACGACUGGUGCUUCCUUCAAAUCUGUUACUUCAUCUCUGGCUCUUCAGUUAUGACAGCUAUGGUUAAAGGGUGUGCUGGUCCUAGUGAACUUCACCUAAAGAAGGAACUUACUGCCUUGCGAAAGGCCCGGUUCUUGCGUGAUCCUGAGACAUGCUCAUCCUGGAGGGGCCCAAUGAGUUCUAGAUCAUGCAUGACAACUUCUAGUAUUAUAAAUCACAAUGAGAUCGUUGGUAAUUUGACACAAAAGAAUAUGGAGCCAGCAGUUGUGCCUCCAAAAAGUGAAAAGAAAAGAAAAAAUGUUUAUCUCUACAAUUGGAGGCAACAUUCUAACAAAUCUAGUGAAAGUGGGAUGAAGUUUGAUGAGGGUGAAAGACAAGCCUCAGCAGACUGGGGCCUGGAAAGCCCAUGCAUUUCUAAUGUUAUGGAUUCUAGGAGUGACAUAUGUUUGGAAGUUCCUGUCAGCAUAUAUAGUGUCCAAGGCUCGAACUCAGGCACUCCUGUUAGAAGAACUGUUAGAAGGGUGAAGAGGAGUUCAUUCUCGAAGAAGGGAGCAAUGAGAAAUUCAACAGUUUCAAAGUUGCUAGAUCUCCAUGUUAACUCUGGUGAGCAGUCUGAGGAUACUGAGACUUACUCAGAGGAUAAUGAGUUGCUUCAGAAGGGAGGCUACUUUUCUCGCUCUACAUCACCGCUAUUUGCUGCCUCUGGAUGCCUCAGCUCAUCAAAUCCCUCUAAGCUGCUGAAAAUGGCAAGAAGAGAAGGGUCUUCCUUUUCUUGCACCCCAGUCUCCACUAGCUCUUAUUACAGGUACAGAGGUAGGAAUCCCAGCACUGUUGGUUCAUGGGAUGCAACAACUGCUGCUUCAAUUGAUGAAGACGGGCUGAACCAAUCUGCACAGUCAAGAAGUCAAAGGUUUGGUCUCCCAUAUUGGUCAAAGAGGAGUAAACAUAAAGGAUCUGAAAGAAGUUGUUCUCCUUCACUAUCUGAUACUCUUAGAAGAAAAGGCAGCAGCCUGUUGUGUGGAAGUCAGACAAUUCACAGAAGGAAGAGAUCAUCUGGCUCCAAUAGAUGCGGAUAUCUUAAAAAAUCUUCCCAGGGUGAGCCACUCCUUGGUGAUAGUUGCCAUUUUUCGUAUUCAUCAUUUGAUUCAGCAAGCGAUGGAGUUUCAACCAUAUUCGGAGAGUUAGAUCUAGAAGCUUUGAGCCGGUUGGAUGGCAGAAGGUGGUCAAGCUGUAAAAGCCAGGAUGGGAUUGCUCUGCCUGUUAGUGGAUCUGAUCUUGCAGUUUCAGACAAGAGAAGCUUGAGCCAGAAAUACCGGCCAAGGUCAUAUCAUGAAAUAGUUGGUCAAAAUUUUGUGAUACAAUCACUUACUAAUGCCAUCAUAAGGGAAAGGAUAGCUCCAGCAUACCUGUUUCAUGGUCCCCGUGGGACUGGAAAGACUUCUGUUGCGAGAAUAUUUUCAGCAGCUUUAAGUUGCGUUGCUAAUGGAGAGAAUAAGCCCUGUGGGAUCUGCACGGAGUGUACUGACUUUUUUACUGGAAAUGGAACUAAUCUAAUUGAAGUUGAUGCUAGCAAUAGAAAAGGUAUAAACAGAAUUAGGCAGUUGAUUGAAAAUAUACCAGCAUCCGCAACUUCUUCACGAUACAAGGUGUUUGUUGUUGAUGAAUGUCAUAUGGUAUCUUCUAAAGUCUGGUCAGCCUUCAUGAAAUUUCUUGAUGAACCACUACCUCGUGUUGUCUUUAUAUUCAUAACAAUAGACCCUGAAAACAUCCCUCGUGCUGUCAUAUCACGUUGUCAGAAAUACAUGUUUUCCAAGAUCAAAGAUAUUGACAUAGUAUGUCGGUUGAGGAAAAUUGCUGUAAAGGAAAAUCUUGAUAUCGAAUUGGCAGCUUUAGAUUUGAUAGCGCUAAAUUCUGAUGGAUCGCUAAGAGAUGCAGAGACAAUGUUAGAUCAGCUGAGUUUACUGGGCAAGAAGAUAACACCUUCACUUGUAAAUGAUCUGGUUGGGGUUGUUUCAGAGGAGAAAUUACUUGAUCUUUUAGAAAUAGCCAUGUCAUCAGACACUGCCGAAACAGUCAAAAGGUCCAGAGAGCUGAUGGACUCUGGUGUUGAUCCCAUGGCAUUAAUGUCCCAAUUAGCUGGGCUCAUAAUGGACAUCAUUGCUGGGACCUAUAGGUUAGCUGACCCUACAUGCGGUGAAGGAAUUGGUGGUCGUAACAUAACUGAUGCCGAGUUGGAAAGAUUGCAACAAGCAUUGAAGAUUCUUUCUGAUGCUGAGAAGCAGAUAAGACUUUCCAGUGAGCGUGCCACAUGGUUCACUGCAGCUUUACUCCAGCUCGGUUCUGGUCAUGAUUCAGAAGUAACCCAGUCAAGAAGUAGCAGUAAAAAAAGUGCUAAAACAACAAGUGAUGCCGUGUUGGAAGCAGUUAGAGAAUCCUCUGCUAGCAGGACGACAUCUCAUCCUUUAUUCACUAUUCGCGGUUCAAGGAGAACAGCCAGUGGGCACUCCACUCCUCAUGGCCUUGCUUCAUCAUCUUCCAGGCUGAGGCCCAAUGAAAACUUAAUUUAUGGAGAAUCGAGAUCUGCUGAUAGAGUCUUACCAGAUUCUGCUCAAACAAGUAAUUCUGAUGAUCAGCCUAUAAUUAUUGGAAGCUCAGAUAACCUUGUCAAAAUUUGGAGAAACUGCAUAGAGAAGUGUCACUCUAAGACAUUGCAGCAGCUACUAUCUGAUCACGGGAAACUAGCAUCCAUCAAAGAAUGUGAAGGCUAUUUACUUGCUUUCAUAGCAUUUGAGGACAGUACAAUAAAGUCUCGAGCUCAAAGAUUUGUAAGCAGCAUUAGAAAUUCAAUGGAAACAGUACUGAGAUGCAAUGUCGAAGUCAUAGUCGGGUUAAUGCCAGAGUUUCUUGCUAGUCGACUCAAGCUUGAGGUGGGCAUGGAUGAAAAAGUUGAGUCUGAUGUCUUGAGUUGCUUGACUAACAGUGAACGACGAAAGGAAAUUCUGAACCCACCAAGAUGUUCAGGUUAUUCUGAAGAGAUCGAAAAAAAUCUGGAGAAAUGCAGCAGUGCUUCAGCUGCCGGUGGAGAGUUUCGGCGAGACAUAACUGAAGGAAAUACAGAAAUGCGUAGAACUAGAGGGCAAGAAGUUCUUGUUGGACGGUCAAAACCAGUAACUAUCGAGGAGCAAAGGUUAGAGAGUGCAUGGCUCGAAGCUGUUGAGAAACAUACACCCGGAGUCAGGCCUGAGAAAAAUCAAGUUGUGCCACAGAUUGGUGGUGGUCAGUACCACAGGAAGUCCUCAAUGGCCACUGUGGUGCCCUCGAGGAAUAUUGACAAGGACUUGAGUAAUGGAUUGAAAGCUUUAAAGAUCAGCGACAGUCAUGGUCCACAGAAAGGCCAGAAUGUGCAGAUAGAGAAUGGGUUUGUGAUUUCACCAAGCCUCUUGCACAGCAAUAAUGAGUCGGCAAAUUGUGACAACGAGAGUGUGGUCUCCGAGUCUGGAGCACCAGGUUGCCAUGGCCUCUUCCCCUGCUGGAAAACUGACAAAUCAAAAAGAAACAAGGCAAAACGACAGACUCGUUUGAAGCCAUCUUAAUCAGGGACUUCUUUAAACUAUUGUUGCUUGGGAUGUCGAAAAUGGUUACAAAAUUUAGAACGCAAGAUAGCCAAUCGUCAUAAGUCAUGUUUGCAACCUCUAGUCCAGAACCGAGCCAGGCCUGAUGACGCGAGAUGGCGGCUUCGUCGAUACAGUAACUUGGUAGAGCUCAAAGUUGGUCACUGAGCGAAACCGGCCAUGGGAAUGCAGAGUCAACAAAUUUGUAAUCUGAUCAAUUUAUGCUUCUUAUAGAGAAGUUUGGAUGUGUAAUCGUCCCUUGCCCAGCACUAAUGAGUUGAUCGGACAGACUUAUUCUAGGUUUCUAGUGCAUCAUUUCUUGUCGAUAGUUACUCUUACAUUUAUGUUUUUGACAGCAGCAUUUCUUCAGUCAUUACACAUCAUUUUGGUUACCGUACCAAUCAUUUUUUCUUGUCAAAUAACAAAGGGAAAGUGAGUAGCUUAUGCUACCAAUUUAUUGUUACAUGUUGCUA
Molecule: messenger RNA, 4504 nt
Organism: Brachypodium distachyon (stiff brome)
Lineage: Eukaryota; Viridiplantae; Streptophyta; Magnoliopsida; Poales; Poaceae
Product: protein STICHEL
Exons: 9
Coding region: 471-4013 (1180 amino acids)
Biological process (GO): DNA repair; DNA-templated DNA replication
Cellular component (GO): nucleus; DNA polymerase III complex; DNA replication factor C complex
Molecular function (GO): ATP hydrolysis activity; ATP binding; DNA binding
Source: RefSeq, a predicted model, not a curated record